AUGAGGUUGCUAUUCCCUCUCAUCAGGCGUGCACGAUGCCUCCCUGUUACUCGCCAUCAUGAACGCCGAACCCUCCUCACCCUCGCCAUUGAAACUUCCUGCGAUGAUACCUCCGUUGCGAUCCUUGAGAAGCAAAGUGCCAGAAGCACUCUCCACUUCCACGACAAAGUCACCUCAGAUAACCGCGCAUUCCAAGGCGUCCACCCCCUGGUAGCGCUCGAAUCCCACCAGAAGUCCCUCGCACUUCUUCUCAACAGAGCUCUCCAAAGCUUGCCCGAGAGGCCCUCCGAAUCGGCAACAUGGACAAACGCAAUCCAAGUCCGCGGCGCUACCGACAAGUCUCAUAAACUACGAAAGCGCCCCGACUUCAUUACGGUCACACGAGGACCGGGGAUGCAGUCGAACCUAGUGACUGGGCUCGACACAGCGAAGGGUCUGGCUGUGGCGUGGCAGAUCCCCGUUUUGGGAGUCAACCACAUGCAAGCUCACGCUCUGACGCCACGGCUAGUAUCAUCUCUCAACGCGACCUCGGAAUCAGCGGAAUCGCAUCCCCAGUUCCCCUUUCUCUCUCUCCUCGUGUCGGGCGGAAACACGAUGCUCGUCCACUCCAGCGACAUAGUGUCACAUUCCAUCCUCGCUGAGAAAACAGACAUACCCGUCGGGAACGUGCUCGACAAGUGUGCGCGCGACAUUCUUUCUGCAUCAUUGCUGGACAACGGGAAGAGCGUCAUGUAUAGCCCGAUGUUAGAGGUGUUCGCGUUCCCGAAUGGGGCGGAGGACUACGACUAUAACCCGCCCGAGACGCAGCGCGGUCUUAACACGAUGAAGACGACCCAGUUUGGCUGGGCUAUCAGACCGCCGCUGUCUGAGGACAAGUCGUCGUCUAUGGAGUUCUCCUAUUCGGGCCUUGGCGCUAUAAUACGCCGUAUUGUAGAGGCCAAUCCAGAGAUGUCAGAUCUCGAGCGCCGAGUCCUAGCACAGGAGACGAUGCGAGUCGCAUUUGAGCACUUAGCUUCGCGAGUCCUCCUAGCUCUCAGCACUCCGGCAAUGAAAGACAUAUCUACCCUCGUCGUAUCUGGGGGUGUUGCGUCGAACCAGUUCUUGAAGCAUAUGCUGCGGUCUCUGUUGGAUAAGCGGGGGUUUGAAGGUGUGGAGGUGGUGUUCCCACCGAUGAGUUUGUGUACGGAUAAUGCGGCUAUGAUUGCUUGGACGGGAAUGGAGAUGUGGGAGGCGGGGUGGAGGAGUGGGCUGGAUGUGAGGAGUUUGAAGAAAUGGGCUAUUGACCCCGAGGCUGGUGAUGGGGGGAUUAUGGGCGCGGAGGGAUGGAGAAGAGUUGAUGAUACCCAAUUGUAG
This is a messenger RNA of Pseudogymnoascus destructans, 1353 nucleotides long. RefSeq lists its product as uncharacterized. NCBI's taxonomy places the organism in Eukaryota, Fungi, Ascomycota, Leotiomycetes, Thelebolales, Thelebolaceae. Bases 1 to 1353 code for a protein of 450 amino acids. Gene Ontology annotation, biological process: mitochondrial tRNA threonylcarbamoyladenosine modification. Gene Ontology annotation, cellular component: mitochondrion. The record is from RefSeq and is a predicted model, not a curated record. The transcript has a single exon.